Messenger RNA from Episyrphus balteatus (marmalade hoverfly), 964 nucleotides. RefSeq names its product protein adenylyltransferase Fic-like. The record is from RefSeq and is a predicted model, not a curated record. Lineage: Eukaryota; Metazoa; Arthropoda; Insecta; Diptera; Syrphidae. Bases 20 to 622 code for a protein of 200 amino acids. The transcript is spliced from 3 exons.
AAAUAUAUAAUUUUUCAGAAUGGAAAUUACUCUAAAAGACAUAAUGGAGAUCCAUCGAAGGGUUUUGGGUCAUGUCGAUCCCAUUGAAGGUGGAGAAUUCCGUAGAACUCAAGUUUAUGUCGGUGGCCAUACACCACCAGGCCCAGGAGAUCUUUCGAUUCUUAUGCGAAGAUUCGAAGGAUGGCUGAAUUCUGGAGAAACGAUGUCGUUGCAUCCAAUUAAACAUGCUGCACUUGCUCAUUACAAACUUGUCCACAUUCAUCCAUUCAUCGAUGGAAAUGGUAGAACCUCGCGUCUUCUUAUGAACACAAUGCUUAUGAGAGCUGGCUAUCCCCCCGUAAUAAUACCAAAGCAACAACGUCACAAGUAUUAUCACUUCCUCCAGUUAGCUAACGAAGGCGACAUCCGCCCAUUUAUUCGUUUCAUUGCUGAUUGCACAGAAAAAACUCUGGAUCUGUAUCUUUGGGCAACAAGUGAUUUACCCCAACAGAUACCAAUGUUAGAGCAAACAGAUUUCAUUGGAGAUAAUAAUAACAAACCAUCAGCAAGAUUCAAUGCAAAUGACAAUGAUGUAGAUCAAUCAGGAUCGGGAUUCUCAGAUUUAAAUAAUAGUUUCCUAUAAAAACAGAAACAAACGCACUUUUAAAUUAAAUGAAUCGUCUUAAGAUAAACAAAACCAACAAAAUAAAAAAACACAAAAUAGUAAAACUACGUCUGUGAUCUUAAGCUUACAUAGAAAAUUUACAUUAAAAAUGUAAUAACUUAUUGUAUUAAAGAUAACAUCAGUAAAUUAUUUGUAUUUAUAUAUUUUUUUCCUUGGAAUUAUAUUUUUAUUUCAAAUUUUCAAAAAAAAAUAAUUAUUGUAAUAAACAAAAUUGUUAAAUGUCUCAAGGAUCGAUUGUGAUUUUUGGUAUAUGUGAGUUACGAAAUAGCACAUUAUAAACUGUUAUAUUGACUUGAAAUA